UAAUUUAAGUCAUUGAAAACUGACGCUUUUUGUUCUGUCCGGCAUUAAUAGAAAACGUAUGGUCUAAGUAAAUAGCACGAGGUGAUAAAAUGGUUCCCAUAGUUUUUAAAGGGUUUUCAUAUGUUCUAAUCUGGUAUUAACACUUAUCGAAACCAUCAAGAAAUCCAGUGAAUAAUAAAAACAAAAUCUAUUUCAAAUGAAAUUUAAAACUUUACGACUUGUGCAACUCAACUCUCUAAUAUACGUAGGUACCUAUUGGUAAGUUUUAUAUGGACUGGAUCGAUAUUUUGUAGUUUUAUACUAGAAUUAAAACUCUUGGAAAAUUUAGAUAGUAGUAUUUAGAUGAUAUUAUAUGACAAUGGUAAAAAUUUUGAAACUAAUUUCAUUUGUUAAUUUAGUCUUUUUUCCUACUACUGAUACUACAAAUUUUAAGCAAACCUUGUUGAAAAGACGACAGAACAGAGUCCACAUGGGUCGUGACUUAACGGCGGGAGAGUACCCCUAUGUUAUCUUAUUGAUAGUAAUUUCUGAAGAAGAGAGCACGUACGCGAGAGCGUGCACAGGUUCCAUGAUCACGGCGACCUGGGGUAUCACCGCCUCGCACUGUCUACAAACAAAAAAUUUUGGUAGAAAUUUAAAAACUUACGUCGCUUAUGAUAACUUCACAGUGUCUCCAAUAUUCACAGGUCUCUAUGUCCCUGUUAUAGAAACGUUUUUGCAUCCCUCAUAUUGCGUGUUUUCUACCAACGGAGGAAAGAAUGACAUAAUUGUGAAUAACGAUGUUGGUCUGUUUCGAUCAGAAAACGUUCCGAAGAAGUCGUACGCAGUUUUAUUAGCAACGGAGUAUUCCACCUUGGUUGGGUUGCCCGUGGUUUAUGUAGGCGGAGGCCGUACGAAAAUGGAGCCAGAUUACAUGGACGCGUUUAGACCUCUGCAGGUAGGCGAAGCAACCAUCAUAAACUGUGACGAAAAGAUGAGGAGCAAAUCAAAGUUUGUGAUCUGCCUCGCUCCGAAGUGCUCGAACAGGCUGGAGACAAUAUGGUACGGCGAUUCAGGGGGCCCACUCAUAUACGAUGGUAAGAUCAUAGGAGUUGCUUCCUAUAUAAUUGAACACAAAAUAAUAAAGAGAAUGGGCUAUGCUCCUGUGAGUCCGUAUGUAGACUGGAUAUCCAGUGUCAUGAAUGGCCACAAACGGUGAAACAUUGUACUUUAGUAAUUUUUAGUUCUUAAAGUAUGUAAAAUCUAAAGGGCAUCAAACGUAAUCAAUCAAAUAGAAAGGUGACACACUCUAAACACAAUAUUAUCAUAAAGACCAAGUUCACUGGGUAACACCAUUGGAAUAAAUACCUGUUAAGAUUAAUUAGAUCAAUGUAGGGCAAUGUAUGACAAGGAUACGACACACUCGCAAUG
Molecule: messenger RNA, 1410 nt
Organism: Trichoplusia ni (cabbage looper)
Lineage: Eukaryota; Metazoa; Arthropoda; Insecta; Lepidoptera; Noctuidae
Product: chymotrypsin-1-like
Exons: 1
Coding region: 353-1198 (281 amino acids)
Biological process (GO): proteolysis
Molecular function (GO): serine-type endopeptidase activity
Source: RefSeq, a predicted model, not a curated record